AUGACAACAGCUCCUAUUUAUCGAUCCAUCUUCACCCAAUUCCUCGAAUACACCCAACAGAAAAACAUCCCAAAUGGCCGAACGCUCCAUGCUCAUAUCAUAAAAACCGGCUCCACCCAUUGCUCUUACAUUGCCAAUAGCCUCGUUAACUUCUACGCCAAAUGCCAUCUCUUAGCCGAAGCUCAUCUUGCUUUCGAAAGCAUCGAAAACAAGGACGUUGUCUCAUGGAACUCAUUAAUCAGUGGAUAUUCUCAACUGGGUGGUCGUCAGAAUUCUAUCCUUGUCAUGGAACUUUUCAAGAAGAUGAUGAGCCAAGAGAAUAUGGUGCUACCCGAUGCUCGUACUUUUGCCGGCGUCUUUACCGCUGCUUCGGCUUUAAUGGAUUCAUAUGGAGGGAAACAAGCCCAUACAGUUGCCUUAAAGUUGGGAAAGUGUGAGGACAUUUUCGUUGGUAGUUCUUUGUUAAACAUGUACUGUAAGUCGGGGUUUGUUGACGAUGCCCGUAAGGUGUUUGAUGAAAUGCCAGAGAGAAAUUCAAUUUCUUGGGCUACUAUGAUUUCCGGGUAUUCAAUGCAGAGGAUUUGUGACCAUGCAUUGGAACUUUUCAAGGCGUUGGUAGCUCAGGAAGAGGAGCACGUCAAUGAAUUUGUAGUCACAAGCAUCUUAAGUGCAUUUACUUUGCCUGAAUUCAUUCACACUGGACAACAAAUCCAUUGUUUAGGACUCAAACACGGCCUUUUGUCUCAUGCAUCUGUAGGUAAUGCAAUCGUCACAAUGUAUUCAAAAUGUGGAAGCUUGGAUGAAGCUAUCAAGGCAUUUGAGUCAUCAAACAACAAGAACUCCAUUACAUGGUCUGCAAUGAUCACUGGGUAUGCACAGGGAGGCGACUGUAAAAAAGCAUUAACAUUGUUCUCAAAAAUGCAUUUCAUCGGGUUAAUCGCUAGUGAAUUUACACUUGUUGGGGUCCUUAAUGCUUGUAGCGAUGGUUUAGCUAUAGAAGAAGGAAAAGAGACACAUGCAUACUCAAUAAAAUUGGGCUUUCAACAUCAAAUUUACAUAAUGACUGCUUUAGUUGACAUGUAUGCUAAAUGUGGUUCCUUAGAUGAUGCUCGAAAAGGGUUUGAUCAUUUACAAGAACCUGAUAUAGUACUAUGGACAUCAAUGAUUGGAGGGUAUGUUCAAAAUGGAGAAAACGAGAGUGCUAUGGACUUAUUUUGUAGAAUGCAAAAAGAAGGUAUCUCACCAAAUGAACUAACCAUGGCAAGUGUUCUAAAAGCAUGCUCAAGUCUUGCAGCUUUAGAGCAAGGAAAACAAAUCCAUGCCACUACUAUUAAACAUGGAUUUGGGCUUGAGGUCCCAAUUGGUAGUGCACUUUCAACCAUGUAUACUAAAUGUGGAAGCCUUAAAGAUGGAGGUCUUGUAUUUACAAGAAUGCCAUCGAGGGACAUUGUGUCUUGGAACUCGAUGAUUUCUGGGUUGUCACAAAAUGGUCAAGGGAAUGAAGCGAUUGAAUUAUUUGAGGAAAUGCAGAUUGAAGGUAUGAAUCCGGAUUAUGUUACUUUUGUAAAUGUUCUUACUGCUUGUAGUCAUAUGGGAAUGGUGGAAAGAGGUUGGGAUUAUUUCAAGAAAAUGUCAGAUAAAUAUGGGAUCACACCAAGAAUCGAGCACUAUGCAUGCAUGGUUGAUCUUUUGAGUCGUGGUGGAAAGUUAAAUGAAGCUAAAGAUUUUAUAGAAUCAGCACCUAUAGAUCAUGGUCUUUGUUUGUGGCGUAUUUUAUUAAGUGCUUGUAGGAAUUAUCAUAUUUAUGAAUUAGGGGCGUACGCGGGAGAGAAAUUGAUGGAAUUGGGGUCAUUGGAAUCUUCUGCUUAUGUGUUGUUAUCGAGUAUUUAUAAGGCUUUGGGAAGAUUGAAAGAUGUUGAAAGAGUUAGAGAAAUGAUGAACUUUCGUGGUGUGAGUAAGGAACCUGGGUGUAGUUGGAUUGAGAUUAAGAGUCAUUUUCAUGUUUUUGUUGUUGGAGAUCAAUUGCAUCCUGAAAUUAAGGAAAUACGUUUGGAGGUAAAUAGGUUGAGUAAGCUAAUGAAAGAUGAAGGUUAUCAACUUGAAUUUGAUUCAAACUUUGGAGGUUUGGAAGUUUGA
Lactuca virosa is the source of this 2136-nucleotide messenger RNA. The record is from the annotation of a GenBank genome assembly. Lineage: Eukaryota; Viridiplantae; Streptophyta; Magnoliopsida; Asterales; Asteraceae.